AUGAUCGCUCAUUAUUGGUGUUACCCUCAACAUUUUCGCAUUCAAUCGAGAAUUUACAAUGAUAGAUAUAAAAUAUUAUUUUCAGAUACUUAUAUUACGUUAUUAGACAACGACUUUAAAGUGAAUUGUUGGCAGUUUGGCAUUCUUUUCUUCUUGUUGCAGUUAAGGGGCUUUUGCGGUUCUAGUAAGGAGAAAUAUACUUUCGAUAUUUCGCAGUCAAAUACGUUAUUUUGUACGGUUUGCUGUGUUUUUUACGGCAUUCCGAACCAACACGAGUUGACAAUACCUGGUAGUCUCGUUUUGAUGGUAUGA
Molecule: messenger RNA, 312 nt
Organism: Vavraia culicis subsp. floridensis
Lineage: Eukaryota; Fungi; Microsporidia; Pleistophoridae
Exons: 1
Coding region: 1-312 (103 amino acids)
Source: RefSeq, a predicted model, not a curated record